Molecule: messenger RNA, 687 nt
Organism: Encephalitozoon hellem ATCC 50504
Lineage: Eukaryota; Fungi; Microsporidia; Unikaryonidae
Product: transcription initiation factor IIF small subunit
Exons: 1
Coding region: 1-687 (228 amino acids)
Biological process (GO): transcription initiation at RNA polymerase II promoter; transcription by RNA polymerase II
Cellular component (GO): transcription factor TFIIF complex
Source: RefSeq, a predicted model, not a curated record
AUGGAAUUGAACAUAAACAAUAGAAAUACGAAGAUCUGGCUUGCAAAGGUCCCUUUGUUUUUGGCGGAGAGGAUAUUGAGCCAGAACGGAGAGACGGUGGUUGGGGAGCUUGAGAUAACAAAAGCAACACCCACGGAGCCUGCGGUGCUGAACCUGAAGCUGUCGAAGGAGUUUUGCGAAGGUGGGUUUCCGUCCUCCUUUGAGGUGAAAAUAAAGGCCAGAGACAACAACAUGUAUGUUGUCAGGGCACAUGAAAACAGUGCGGAUGUUGAGGGGAUGAUCAACAAUGAAUGCUACAUAACGCCUGAGAUCAAUGAGGAGUAUCUGAAGUACAAAAAGGAUGCAGGGUUUAAGAGCGACACGAAGAAAGGGGAUGUGCAGGUUAUUGACUACCUCAAGGAAGGCAAGAGGGGAGAGAAGUUUGGAAGCCUGAGGGAGCUUGAAUAUCUUGCGAGGAAGAGGAAGAAGAUGCUUAUGGACAAGAAGAGAGAGAGACUUGGGAAGAAUGAGGUGAUAGAUAUGGUGUUCAAAGCAUUUGAGAAGUAUCCGUCGUGGACAGUGAAGGACCUAGCUGAUUUCUGCGGGCAGCCUGUUGCAUUUAUCCAGGAGAUUGUCUCUGACAUUUGUGUGCUGAACAAGAAGGAUCUUAAGAACACGUAUGAGCUGAGGCCUGAGUACAAGCAGUGA